This is a messenger RNA of Coffea arabica (coffee), 2715 nucleotides long. RefSeq lists its product as uncharacterized. The record is from RefSeq and is a predicted model, not a curated record. Lineage: Eukaryota; Viridiplantae; Streptophyta; Magnoliopsida; Gentianales; Rubiaceae.
AUUCGCAAUUGAGUGUGAACGCCACUACAAUCCAAACUUGAACUAAAUCUCUACUUCUAGAAAUAUUGCUCUAAAGAAAGCUCUCCGACUGAGUUUGCUUUUCCGCCAUUCCUCACACGUUUUCAGACAUUCGGCGCAAAGACUUGUUGUGAGAGUUCGUCUGGCAUUAAGGAACUCUGAGUCCCUCUUCGCUCUGCAUCGAAAUUUGAUAUUUUUUUUCCUUGCUUUCAAAUGCUUCUUAGCUGAUUAUUGUCUAGAAUAAUGAGUGGGUUUUUUGUGUUUUGUGGUCUUUUUGGUUAAAAAUGUCAAAUUGAUGUGGCAAGUGGCAAAUAUAUGUGAUACACUUGGGAUCUGGUUUCUAGAUAAGGUUUGAUUUCAUUUGGGUUGGACUUCAUUUGAGGAGAUUUUUGCUGUUUCCGGAGGAUUUUAGAAUGCUUUGAUAGAAAAUUGGUGGCUUUAUAUUUUGUAUUGUUUUUAUGGCUGCAUGUCAGAACUAUUUUUCUCUGAUGAUUUCUUGGAUUUACUUGGUUGGAUAAAAGGGAAAAAACUAAUUGUAACCAUUUAAGUGUUUAUUUAUACUAUGGAAAUAAGAUGGGCACAUUAUUUUUGUUAUGUAAGUAAAAAGGAAACAAUUAUUUUAAGUGCUGAAAUAAUUAUAUACUUAAUAAUUGUUUGGUAAGAAGAUAUAGGAAAAGAUUUCAUGGAAGUGUGGGACAGUUUGAUAUGUUAAUUAUUGGAUAGCGUUUAGUAGAAAGCAUUAAUCUGUUGCUGUGCAUUGAAGCCAUAUAUUCAUGACCUCGGCUCUUGAAAAGACAGUGAAGUUGCUUGUAAGAUGCUAUUGUGAAUUUGAGGUUUUGGUUAUUCCAGUGAUUUCAAAUGCCACCAGAAAUAUAAGAGCUGCUUGCUUCAUUGUUUUAUUUUAGUUAUGAGCAUUUGGACAGUUUUGAAAACCUGUUGAAAAGAUGUGAAAAAUAGGUUUUGGAUGAAUAGUUCUUACUUUAGUAUGUUAAUUUUUGGUUUUUGGAGAAUGAUUUGUAGUCUAACUUGAAGUAGUUAAAUGCUUGUCUACCAUUUUCCUCUUCGAGGAUGCUGUUGGUGAAAUUAUAUGUGCACAUCUAAACCAUGUUGGCAACUUUAGGAAAGCUUAAAUUCUAUCUGAGAAAAGUUGCAAGUGUAGCCUAGGUUGCUGCCAUGACUUAGAGUGAAGCUUUUGAGAAUAUUAAAGUGGAAGUUUUUUAUAUAGUUGGGAAGGCCAGAGGAAGUUGUUAAUGCAUAUCCUCCUCUCCUUAGCACACUAACUUCCUGAACACCGUCCACUUUCAAGUGUGCUUACUGUGAAGCCACCUAUGUGAAAUUUGAUACGAGAAAAAGCAGUCUAUGGUGAAAUAAGUUUUUACCUGUUAUAUUGCUGACCUAAAUGAAAAUUAGUGUAGAGCAGUUUUUCCCUGGUGCUUUUCCAUAUUGUGCACUAUCCUCUCUGUGUCUUGCCUUGUUUAAUAUAAAACUAAACUCAUGUUGCCAUAUUAUUCUUGCUACUACUGUGUUUUUUCUGCAAUGAACUGCCUGAUGCUAUUUAAGGCUUGUAAUUUUUUCCCGAAACCUCGAAAACACUUGAUGUCUGCUGUCUAAAUUCAUACUGCUGUUCGGUGCUAAAAAAUAGGGUAGUCUGACUUGUAUGGUUGCCGCUGUCUAAGGCUACAUGCCCCCUAUUACCCGCCGUGCUGCCAAAGCAUUGAAGCAGAAUUGCAUCCAGAGUACUCGUUCAUCCAACUCAGCUUGGGGGGAAAACGAUUUAAGGCAGUGCAUUUCUAACUACUACAAUAGGCAGGGAACGGGAUUGGGUUGGGAUAGCCAGAAGUUUACCUUCCUUAUGGGAGAUAACAAGUGAGCCUAGAUGGAGCAGGUGAACCCAAAAUUUGUAAAAUUUCAAAAUGACUACUCAGUCUAUCAUUUACUUGAGGAGGUAUUUGUCAAUCAAGACGCAACGGGAGACUUCAGCUCUGGCUUCGAGAACGACCCCCGUACUUCAGCCGAGGAGCAAGACAUGGAGACUACUGCACGAUGUGCACAGGAAAAGAAAAGGUCGGACUAUGCGGACGAGGAUGCUGAUGUUGAGGUAGCAGGGGCGAAAGAUGAGAAAGGGAAGAAGAGUAAAGGAAAGCGAAAGUCAGGUGAUUGCUCCAGCGGUAGUCCUAUGUCCAUUGCCUCUGGUUCAGUAACUAAUAGAUACCUCAGGGCUCUUGACACCAUUGAGUCGCUGGUUAGUCGAAAAAAGUGCAGUAGCAUGAGUGUGUCAGUCAGCUCUCCGACCAAGCAUCGUUCUGGCCGAGAUAGAUCGAAGAAAUCGGAUUAUGAUGUUUCCAUGGAACAACUUUGGGGAUUAGAGAACGUGGCCUACGUAACCAAAAUGGCUGCUGCUGAAACAUUGAAUGACCCUCAAGAGCUGGCUAUUUGAAAUUUAGCUGGAUCAGACACCGACCGCAUCACCUUUAUGAAGUUAAAAGGCUGUCUCCCGCCUGACCAUGGCACUCAGGAGCCCCCUCCCCUACUCCUGUUAUAGUCGUUUGUGCAUUCGGAGCACUUCUUUGAAGCUUGAGUUGUUGCCUUUGUUUGUUUAUACUUGAGACCGUUAGUUGUAGUAUUUACUACCGGAACUAUGAGUGCUUUUUUUACUAUGCUUGUCAUUUGUUUAUUCAAAUUCAGGAUGCUUUGUGG